AUCAGCUCUCAUAAACACUUGACAGUCCGUCUCUUCUGUGUAAACUGGAGCACUAGAACCUGAGAAGAGAUUUUAACACAGCAGUUAGCCAGUUUAACAGCAGUAUGCACAUCAGAUACAAACCAGAACUCUAACUUUCAGUGUAUACACUAAAUCAUGGGUUCAGGACAAAGCAAAGAUAAGAUGUAUUGCACCAGAUAUUUAAAUGGCAAGGGACCUCCAUCACUGACUGACCAAGCUGAAAAAAGUGCCAAUGGAAAAAUAAACUCUGAAAUAGUCAAUGGAAACCAACCAGAUAAUGGGCGGAUGACAAUAACACACCUGAGGAGGAACGUGGAAGGAUAUCCAGACUGUGACACCAUACAGAUGAACUUUGAAUUUGAUAAUGGAAUACAGACGGAGAAGCAUCCUAAUCCAGGACAGAAAUACCACGGGCUUAAAACAGUGGCCUUUGUGCCUCAGAACCAUGAGGGAAGGAAGGUGUACUGGCUGCUCGAGGCAGCGUUCAAACACAAGCUGCUGUUUACAGUGGCAACUACUAGUACCGGAGAAGAACAAGUUACUUUUGCUGACAUUCCAUUAAAAACCAAAGCGAGUGGAGGGCAUGACAGCUUCAGCUAUCCAGACCCGAAGUAUCUGAAAACAGUGAAGAAUAUCCUGAACUCUAAAGGGAUCAAAUGAGAAAGUUGAAAGAUGAACAAUAUUCCAGCAUAAUAUAUGGACUAUACAGACUGUACACAGGAUUUAUUCACAUGACAUUCACAAGACUGCCAAUUUUACAGUGAAAAGUGACGUUUUCAUUUGUGUACCUGUGCCAGUCAAUAGACACCUGGAGUUUUUCAUGUUAACAAAAUGAUACAGAAUAAAUUAUUUAGAUAGAUAGAUAGAUAGAUAGAUAGAUAGAUAGAUAGAUAGAUAGAUAGAUAGAUAGAUAGAUAGAUAGAUAGAUAGAUAGAUGAAUGUAUUAACUGAUCGCACUUAGAUCCUAAUGGAACUUUAAAUGAGUACUUUGUUAAAGAGGUGCACUUGGAGGGUAAACUCAUUAAGCCCAUAGAUAAGACUCAUAUACACUGAUAGUAGUAACUGUAAAGAAUAAAUAUUUGUUGUGCCUCAUUAGAGUCAUAACAAUUUUGGAUUUUCCAAUUAGAUUAGAUCUAGAUUGUUCCAAUAAAAUCAAGUCAUUUCUUAAUUCACUAAACUCAGAGUUGCAAAUUUCAGUGUAUUAAAAAUAAGGUUAUUUAAACAAAAAACAGCAAAAUAUAGUGUACUCUUUUGACUGGGAGUGUAUAUGGAACAUGUUGAAACAACAGGGGAAUUUGUUCUGACAAUUAUUUAUUAAGUAGUAUGGAAUGUUGCUGAUCAACUGUCUAUUUGACAUAAAGGGAUAAGAAUAUAGAUAGAUUAUACUGUACAAUAUGCUUAGCAAGUGAUUUAGUCUCCACUGAUAUGUUUAGAAUCUCUGUUCCUGUAGAGUUCUCUUCCUUUCUUCAUUAUUUCUUGUAUUAUUUAUAUAGCACAGUUUGUACAACCUUGCCAAAUUACAUAUGUGUAAAUAAACCUGUUUCACCAAA
Messenger RNA from Neoarius graeffei (lesser salmon catfish), 1571 nucleotides. RefSeq names its product deltex E3 ubiquitin ligase 3L a (gene dtx3la). Gene Ontology annotation, biological process: protein ubiquitination; Notch signaling pathway. Bases 157 to 681 code for a protein of 174 amino acids. The record is from RefSeq and is a predicted model, not a curated record. The transcript is spliced from 5 exons. NCBI's taxonomy places the organism in Eukaryota, Metazoa, Chordata, Actinopteri, Siluriformes, Ariidae.